Messenger RNA from Pistacia vera, 1735 nucleotides. RefSeq lists its product as uncharacterized. The coding region runs from base 766 to 1413 and encodes 215 amino acids. The record is from RefSeq and is a predicted model, not a curated record. The transcript is spliced from 2 exons. NCBI's taxonomy places the organism in Eukaryota, Viridiplantae, Streptophyta, Magnoliopsida, Sapindales, Anacardiaceae.
GCAUUCCGAAUUUUUUAGAACCUACAAACGCAUUGGUAAUGUGGUUUUUUGGGAGGGGAUGAGAAAAGAUAUCAAGAAUUUUGUGGAAGCUUGUGCGGUCUGCCAACAGAACAAAUAUGAGGCCUUGAGCCCUGCGGGAUUGUUGCAACCACUACCCAUUCCGAAUCAAGUUUGGGAGGAUAUAUCUAUGGACUUCAUUUCAGGGCUUCCGAAGGCUAGAGGGGUAGAUACUAUCCUGGUGGUGGUCCAUCGUCUCUCGAAAUAUAGUCAUUUUGUCACAUUGCAGCAUCCCUACACCGCUAAGGAAGUCGCUGAGGUAUUUAUUAAGGAGAUAGUCCGCCUACAUGGGUUUCCACGAUCAAUCGUUUCUGACCGUGACCGAAUCUUUAUGAGUCAUUUCUGGGGCGAGUUAUUUCGCCAAUCGGGGACCCAGCUCCACAUGAGUUCUGCCUAUCAUCCACAAACAGACGGGCAAACAGAGGUGGUAAACCGUUGAUUGGAAACUUAUCUUAGAUGCUUUGUCAAUGGUCAGCCGCAACAAUGGCCGAAAUGGAUUCCUUGGGCAGAAUUUUGGUUCAACACCACAUUCAGUGUAUCAGCAGGCAUGUGUCCCUUUAAAGCAUUGUAUGGUCGUGACCUUCUGGCUGUAUUAAAAUACACAGAUCAUUCUUCUCGAGUUGAUGAAGUCCACCACCAACUCUAGGACCGCAACUACAUGCUCCAAGACUUAAAGAACAACCUGGUUUAAGCCCAAAAUCGCAUGAAAUGUAUGCAGAUAAAAAGAGAAGAGAAGUCAAUUUUAAGGUAGGGGACUCAGCCUAUUUGAAAAUUCAACCAUACAGGCUACGCUCCCUAGCAAGACGCCAUAAUGAAAAGCUUAGCCCACGAUUCUAUGGUCCAUUUGUCAUCAAAAACAAAAUAGGGGCAGCAGCUUACCAAUUAGAUCUUCCUCUCUCAGCGCGCAUACACAAUGUUUUUCAUGUGUCUCAAUUAAAGAAAGCCAUUUUUCCAAUUCCCAAUAGCCAGCCCCUUCCGAAUAACCUCAACGAAAACUUAGUUUUGAAUGUGGAACCCCAAUCAGUGCUUAAAAAACGAAAACUGUUGAAUGAACAAUGGGAAGUUCUCAUCCACUGGAAAGGACUGCCAGAAUUCGAGAGCACUUGGGAGGACUUCCACACCCUCAAUACUCAAUUUCCCUCUUUCCACCUUGAGGACAAGGUGGCUCUUCUUGGGGAGGGUAAUGAUAGAUCACAUGUAAUGCAGGUCUACAAUAGGCAAAGGAAGCAUAGCAGAGGAUCACAAGCUGGGCUGGCAAAACAGUACAGGACAGAUGGCAACAGGACAGAGGACAAUCAGCACAAGACAGAUGGCGAAAUGGGAGAGGAGCAGUACAACAUUCUGUUACUGGAAUAGUACAACAUUCUGUUAUGCUGGGCAUUACAAAAGGGAGAGCAGAUCUGAUGAAAAGGGAGAAGAGAAUAGACAAGGGAUUUUGGGAGGCAGCUGGCCCUCGAAGCACAGCAGUGUUAUCUUUGUUUUUCUUUGAAUUUGUGCAAGUAUUUGAGUCCUUGACUUUGAGUACGUAGUAAGCUUUUAUUCUGGUUUUUGUUUGCAUUUCCAAAAGUGUAAUACACAGUUUGAAUCAUUCAAAUACAAGCUUCAGUUCUUGAAUUUUCUGUGACAUUUCUUUUUAAACUGUUACAUUUCUUUGUUGGGUUUGUUGAGUUGCUGAAUC